AUGGGACAGAUGUUUCGGGAAUACAUCGUCAAGAGGAUUAAUAUCCAGAGGAGGAGGAUCGUCUCUCAUGUAGAUGUCAACCUCUGCUUCUGGAUAAUCAGUGCGUCAUCUCCUCAGAUCGCCGUGCAUCGCAUCUUCUCCCUGAUAACAUGGAGGGCAGAGUUUGUUGCCCUUCAUCACUCGAAGCUUCAAAAACGAAAACUACGGAUAUUUAUCUCCAACACCUUCAACCCUGCCAAACCGGAUGCAGAGGACGGCGAAGGAACCGUUGCAUCUUGGGAGCUGCGUGUGGAGGGACGACUUCUUGAAGACACUGCUGUGUCCAAGUAUGAAGCCACCAAGCAGAAGAGGAAGUUUUCUUCUUUUUUCAAGUCUUUAGUGAUCGAGUUGGACAAAGACUUAUAUGGACCUGACAAUCAUUUGGUGGAGUGGCACCGAACAGCCACGACUCAAGAGACCGAUGGAUUUCAGGUGAAGAGGCCUGGAGAUGUUGGCGUCCGCUGUACUGUACUCCUCAUGCUGGAUUACCAGCCUCCUCAGUUUAAGUUGGACCCCAGACUUGCCCGGUUGUUGGGGAUCCACACUCAAACGCGGCCCGUGAUCAUCCAGGCUCUGUGGCAGUACGUCAAGACCCACAAACUCCAGGACCCUCAUGAACGAGAGUUCAUUAACUGUGAUAAAUACCUCCAACAGAUUUUUGAAACCCAGAGGAUGAAGUUUUCUGAGAUUCCUCAACGGCUGCAUGCACUACUGAUGCCCCCCGAGCCAAUCAUCAUCAACCAUGUCAUAAGCGUGGACCCCAAUGACCAGAAGAAGACGGCGUGCUAUGAUAUAGACGUGGAGGUAGAUGACACCCUGAAGACUCAGAUGAACUCUUUCCUGCUUUCCACAGCCAGUCAGCAAGAGAUUGCAGGCCUCGACAACAAGAUUCAUGAGACCAUCGAAACCAUUAACCACCUGAAGACUCAAAGGGAGUUCAUGUUGAGCUUCGCAAGAGACCCGCAGGGCUUCAUCAACGACUGGCUCCAGUCACAAUGCCGAGACUUGAAGACCAUGACAGAUGUGGUUGGAAACCCGGAGGAGGAGAGGAGAGCCGAGUUCUACUACCAGCCCUGGGCUCAGGAAGCUGUGUGCCGAUAUUUCUAUUCAAAGGUUCAGCAAAGGAGACAGGAGCUGGAACAGGCUCUUGGCAUUCGAAACACAUAAGCAAGCUCCCGGCCGUCACGACACAGUACCAAUUGGUUCUCUGGGCAGCAAAUGUCCUACUGCUCUGUGCUCCAGACGCUGAUCACUACAGUUAUAUUACAGUUUAUCUUGUGCUGUCCUGCUGUAGCUGCCCAGAAAAACAACCCAUUGUCUGCUGUCAUCCUUAUUUUGACCUCCUUAUUUCAAGGUUCCCGUGUGACUGAACAUUCGUCAAGGUGAUUUUGCAAUGCUGUCACUUUGGAAAAUGCGGUUUUCCGACCAAACUGACAGGCUUCGUUGGAUAAUUUAAUUCCAAGUCGCAAGAAUGCUCUUGGACGUGCUAAUGUUUGAGCCCAUUCGCUGCUUUCCAUAUUAACCAAUCAGUUGGAGGGGUCAUUGUUUAUUUUUAAAGUUAUUGAUAUUGUCUUUGAUAUUUUAAUGUUCUCAUAAUAUGAACUUUAUGAAGAUCUAGUCUAGUUAAGCAUAGAUGGCGGAUAAUGACGUAGUUUAGUACCUCAGCUCUUGUGAAGAUGAAUUAUUUGGAGGAAGUUCCUCAGACAAGUCUGUUGGCGUUUAAAGCAAGCUUACUGGUUAACGUUUUCUGCAACUAUCAGUAAAUAAGAGUUUUUUUCCACGUCCUCCGUUCAAUAGUGGUUUUAGAUCCACUCGAUUAGAUGUAUUGUCAAUCGACCUGGUUGAUUAUAGAUCUUUUGGUCACAAGCUUCGCCCUCGACUAAAGUAAUUCCAAUCUAACCUUGCUGUGAUAUGUAUUGAUACAUUUAGAGAAUUGUCUUUAUAGUUUUUUGGUUUAUUUGAUUAAUUAUCUUCAUUAAAGUCAACUUGUAGCUCUGAAAGGAGGACAACGUGAAACCCACAAAAUGUCUGGGAAGACGGACAAGUCUUUUAAUAUUUUAUAGAUGCGCUGCAGAGAGGCCAUGGGUUCUUCCACUCAAGUAAUUCAAAACGUUUCGAAGUCAAGUGCUAAAAACAUUCUGGGUAGUUUAAGUUUUACCUAUAUUUUGUUGGUUUCCUAAAGUCAUGCAUUUGCUUUGAUUUUUAUAUUUUACAAUCUUGUUUUUCUUUAUUUUCUUUAAUGGACCAAAUGUUGUAUUUCUCUGUUAGCCCUUGUGUUAUAAUAAAGAUAAUCUUGUAUCGAUGCAGAA
Messenger RNA from Carassius auratus (goldfish), 2348 nucleotides. Its product is annotated as SWI/SNF-related matrix-associated actin-dependent regulator of chromatin subfamily D member 1-like. The record is from RefSeq and is a predicted model, not a curated record. NCBI's taxonomy places the organism in Eukaryota, Metazoa, Chordata, Actinopteri, Cypriniformes, Cyprinidae. The coding region runs from base 1 to 1206 and encodes 401 amino acids. The transcript is spliced from 11 exons.